AUGGAUAUUAGUAAAGUGAAUGAAUAGCAGAAAUUUAUUUCCAAUCUAGCUUUAAUAGAAUUUAAAGAAAUAGACUCAAAAACAAAAUAAAGAAUUGAAACAUAUUCAGGAAUUUAUAAUGAAAUGGUUAUUAUGAAAUAAUAAUUAAAAGAUUCUAAUUAAUCAAAAGACUUAAAAUAAAAUAUACAAGAAAUAAUAAAUCAUUAUGAUAUAAAAAUCGCAGAAAUAAAUUAGAAACAUUUAUUAGAUUUAAUGAAAAAGGAUUAAGAUAAUAAAUAGGCCAUUAUUAAUUUAGAAUAAAAAUAAAAAGAUUAAAUGGAAUAACUUAGAGAAAAUCAUCUUAAAUAAAAUAUUAGUUUACAAAAAGAGUUUGAUGAUUUUAAAAAUUAUUCAGAAAAGGUUAUUCAAAAAUAUAUAAAUUAAAAUGAAAAAGCAAAUUAAAAAAUUUUAGAUUUAGAAUUAUCAAAAGUGAAUUUCUAAUCUGAAGAAAUUACAAUUCAAGUUGAAGAUUUCAAUUAAUUAUCAAAAAAUGAAUAAGAUAAUCUUAAAUAACUUCAAGAAAAUUUGAAAAUCUAUGAGUUUAAAAUUUAGGAAAUUAAACAAGAAAAUGAUAAUUGUUAAGAAAAAUUAGAAAAAAACAACUUAAAUUAAAGGGAUCUAUGA
Molecule: messenger RNA, 663 nt
Organism: Paramecium primaurelia
Lineage: Eukaryota; Ciliophora; Oligohymenophorea; Peniculida; Parameciidae
Source: the annotation of a GenBank genome assembly